UAUAAACAAUGCCCAAUCUAAAUUCUUUCGGAUCUAAGUACUGUGCGAUUACUCAUUUUUUAUCCAUUUAAUAUCUUCUCAGUCAUAUCUGUUCAGCUACAGGCUGCAUUCUUAUUUCCGUUAAUUGGUUUAUCUGGCAAAUAUCAGAGACAUUGCGUUUUGUCUCCUCCUUUGGAGCUUUGUCCGCCUCUGUCGCACCUAACAAUCAAUCAUUGUAGCGUUUAUGCACCUCUACUUUCUGCAUUCUAUUCUUAAGGUUUAACCAAUGUUAAGACGUCAGUAGCUUGUUCCAAAUCUAUCAGCAGUUUCAUUUUUAAUCACCUGUCACGGUAUUAAACAAUGGAGGAAGUUGCUGAUGAAUUGAGAACAAAAGACCAUCAAAAUGAAGCCUCCGAUAAGGUGAACGGUAGUGCCUCCCAGGAAGCUGAUGGCUCCGCCAACAGCAAUAAUGAUCUGCUAAGUGAUAAUAUUUCUACACUAAAAUCUAAGUUGUCUGAUCUUCAAAAUUCCGCAGAUAAUGUAGAAUCUAAUUGUUCUGAAUUAGAUUCCAUAGUUGAAGGAAGCAGAGAAAAUGACAACACCAGCUCUGAACCCAUUUUAACCCCUGCAGUUUCAGAUGAAGUUUCAAAAAAAGUUGCUCUUGAAGCUGAAGCCGAAACUGUUGAAUCUGAUGACAUCACAGAUGUCUUAGCUGAAAUGGAGGCUUCAAAAAGUGAGAAAGAAGGUGUUAAUAUGGAAUCAGAUCAUAAUAUGGAGGUUGAGACUGAUGACAAUGAAGUCAACACUUCCAAAGUAUGCAAUGAUUCUCUUAAUCCUGAGGUUCAAGACUCUAAUUCGGUAGAUAUGGGCAGUCCUGUCUCAAACUCUUCAAUGCAAGAUGAAGAGAGCGAGGGUCCAAAUGAUGCAGAACUCAAGAAUCUGGCUGAAGAAGACAGCAAGAUUUCGAGUAAUGAAAUAGGUAGUGAAGUUGUGGCGCCCUGUAAUAUAAAGAGUCCAUCAACAAAUUCUAAUCUUAGUGGCGAAGAAAGUUUAGCAAAAAAGUCUGAAGGAACAAUUAUUUCGAAUGCAGAAAAUUUAGCAGAUCAUACGGAAAAUUCUGAGUCAGCGGAUAAUUUAGAAAAUGCAGAUAUUGUUGCUUCUGAUAGUCCAGGUGAAAGCACUGACCGCGCAGACUUUGCAGAUCCAUUAAGUGCAGCUGUUGAAAAUUCUGCUGAGAAUGUAGAGACCGACCCUUCUUCAAAAGACGGUGAAUCGGAAGAUCUAGAAAGUAUCGAUGAUGCAAACAGUAAAAGAUGCUCUGAAGACAAAACAGAUAAACCUGUGAGCCAUGAUGAUAUUGAUAACCAGGCGGACACAUUUGAGCAAGAUGGGCAUAGCAACGAACCAACAGAGUCGACUAGCUUUUUGAAUAUGGAUCAAGACUCUGUUCCUGAAGAUGGAGAGCCAGAUGCAAGGAGUAUGCAAGAGCAUAUUGAAGAUCCAUUUAGCAGUGGACCAGAGGAGUCUGCUCAAACCUUAAAAACAGCAGAAGAAGCUAAAAACUCUACUGAACAGCAAAAAGCAACUGAGGAAACCCUUGAAGAUAAGGAAAUCAAUAAAGAAGCAUCAGAAACAGAGAAAUCAUCGGAGUUGGUUGAAUCUUCCGCAGUUGCUGAAGCUGCUGAAACGUCGUCUAGUACCUUGCAAGAGGUUGAAAAGCCUGUUGAAGCCCAGGAAGUGGAAGAGUCUUCUAAAGUCUCAGAAGUAGAGAAAGGGUCUGAAAAUGGUUCAGAAGAGAAAAAAGGGAGUGAAAAGCCUUUAGAAGAUAAAGGGACUACAGACUUAGCUGAAGAGGCUGCAGAGUCUAAAGAACUGAAUGGAAAACAAGGAGAUACAGCUGUUAUUAUUGAUGAUGGUUCAGAAACAGAGGAAGAGCUGGAUGAUACGGAUAAAUUUGGAAAAAUCACCAAAAUAUACUCUGGAGCAUCCAGAACAGCAACAACUGUAGGAGAGUCGAAAACGUUAACCUCAGAAUCAAAAGCAAUAGAUAAAGACUCGUCUAAAGUUGGUGAUAAAUCAGAAGUGUCUGUUGCUGGUGGCAAAGUAGUACAAACUAUUGGUAAAUCUGUUGAAGCUGGAGCACUUGGAUCAACAGAGCAGAGUGUAAAGAAGAAAACAGUUACUGAAUUGUCGAUUGAUGUUUCUCAAGAGGAAGAUGAAUUCAGUGGUCCUGAAAGUCCUUCGAUCGUUGAUGUAACACCUGAAAUCAUGGAAAUUGAUGACUUCGGAUCAUCAGGAACCAGUUUUAAAAGUGAAACUACAUCUACUAAAGAAGAGAAGAAAGGAGAACAGGUUUCCAAAUCAACAGACAAAAGUAGUGUAAUGAAUCUGGCAGAACCAGAAGUGGUCAUCGAUGUUGACGAAGAGUCGUCAAAACUGUCCGAGAAACUGCCAGGCAAAAGAGGACGUAAGAAAAGUUCACCAGCCGAGCCAGAAAAUAUUUGCAUUGUUCCUGAUUUACCUGAAAUUCAAACUGUGAGAAGUCUAGCACCGGUCAAGCAAAAAGUGAGUAAGGGUAUGAAAAUUGCCCCGCCUCCGGAACUAGACACAACUCCCACCGGACGAACUCGCAGGAAAGCAGCUGAAACUGCCGGACUGAAGAUGAAGAAGAUAAUGGCAGACACUCAAGAUGAUGUUGCCUCUGAUCCAGGUGAGCCAAUGGUCAGUAGAGAAAAUUUUGUAAGAAAAUGUGCCGAAUGCAAAAAACGAUUAAUCAUGAGCGAAGCCACAUUGUUCUGGGAGACAAUGGAAUUCUGCGAUGAAGCCUGCCUAGGUUCUUAUCUUACCAAACUGGGAAAGUAUUGUGCCAAUUGUAAGGGUGACGUUCAACAGGCAAGUCUUGGCAAGUAUUGCGUCAGAUUUGGCACGGAUAUCAAUCAGUUUUGUCGCAGUCAAUGUUUGGAAGAAUUUAAGAAAGGUUUGAAAGUUUGCAGUUAUUGUCAAAAAGACAUAUCAUCAGGACCUGAAGGAUUUCUAGCACCUGUUGGUGACAAAGGCCAAUUUAAGGACUUCUGCACACAGCAAUGCAUGCAUCUGUAUGAAACUAUAAGCAAUAAUCUUCCUGAACCAACUGAAAGGCAGAAAUGUACUGUUUGUAAUCAUGAUAAUGUUGUAAAAGUCAAAGUGCGGUUGAACAACAAAGAGACCAAACUUUGCAGUGAAGUUUGUUUUGCAGCUUUUAAAUUCGCCAAUUCUGUUGAAUGUGAAAAAUGUGACAUGUGUCGUAAAUACUAUCACAAUAGGAAGAGUCAUGUGAUCUUUUAUGAAGAUGAGCUUCACACGUUCUGCUCAAAAACGUGUAUGAAUGUCUACAUUCUAGGGAAAAGGAGAAUCAUUUUGUGUAACACGUGCAAGGUUAAAAAGUACAACUUUGAUAUGAUCAAGCGUGUGCUUAGCAACGGAACAGCUGUCUUUGCUUGUUCGCUGAAUUGCUUAGCUAACUACCAGAAAUCUAGCCCAACCUCUCGGUCUACUAAUUGUGAUCAUUGUGGAUUGUCAAGGCCUGUACAGUACAAUCUGAAUAUGUCGGAUGGCUCCUUACGUAGCUUUUGUACUUUAGUUUGUGUGAUGAACUUCCAAGCUCAAAGUAAAGCUUCGCACCAUAAAGUAUAUCCUGUAGGUGGUCCCAAAAAAGUCUCGGCAAAGAAAUCAGUAUCAACAAGUGUAGACAGCGUACCAGUUAUCUCCACAGUAACUUCUCUGGCUCAAGCAAAUGGUCCAAAAGCUAACAGUCAUACCCCCAAGACAGGUGUGAUACAACAGAUCGUAAUGCGACCGCCAAUCCCCAAGCCUGUUUGUAAUAAAAUUAUUCAGUGUAGGCCAUCUCACAACACAAAAGGCGUUUCCUGUAAACCUUUCAUGACAACGAAGUCCACACAGACUGAGGAAGACAAACCGCAACAGGUUCUCCUGCCUAUUCCCGUACCCAUAUACGUACCUCUCCCUUGCGCCAUGUACAAAUUACCGGUGCCUUUUGCAAUGCCAAUCCCUAUACCAAUCCCUGUUCCUAUAUUCAUUCCUACAACCAGAAAUUCAGCCAAAGGAAUCAUGAAGCAAAUCAAGAAAAUUCAAAAGAAAAUUCCGCAAGAUCCUUUUGAAGCAGAGCUAUUGAUGAUGGCAGAAAUGGUCGCGGGAGAAAAGAAAGAAGAUGUAACGAGCAGCUCAGAUGAAGAUGAUGAUGUGGGAGGUGACCUUGGUGCAGAUGUAAGCUUGCAUAACGAAUCUGAAGAUGAUGCAAGGGCACUCUCUUCAGCUGGCAAUCAAUCUCCUACCGUAAGCGUCAAAUCAAGUAUAAGCUGUAAAGCACCGCACCUAGACGAUCUAGCAGAUAUAGAAGACACCCUUAAACCAUCAACCAUAGUACCCACCGAGCGGCCGCCAAGUGAGCAGAGCCGCGAUAUCGAUCCGCCAAGCCCUCCAAUCAUGAAAAAAGCAGCCAGAAAAAGAACUUCUACCUCUGGUUAUGGGGCUGAAAGUAUUGGUAUGAAGCGGAUUAGGCGAUCGCAAGAUGGCCAGGAUUCUCCCGCUCCACCGUCCCCACCACUAGAAAUAAUUCGGCCUGAUGCCAAUAUGAACCUCAAAUACACCUAUGGUGUGAAUGCCUGGCGACAGUGGAUCAUGAUGAAAAACACAGAGCUAGAGAGAUCGUGUGCAAAAACUGGGAGAAAACCGGUCCUUUUCAAAACAGAUCUCCUUAAGUUGACACCCGAUGAGCUGAGCUACACUCUCUGCCUUUUCUUGAAAGAAGUCAAGAAGCCCAACGGAACAGAGUAUGCACCAGAUACUCUUUUUUACUUCUGUCUUGGUAUCCAGCACUAUCUCUACGAAAAUGGGCGAGUUGAUAAUUUGUUCACGGAUCCGUUUUAUGAAGGGUUCACCGAUCGACUGGAUGAAAUCGGAAUUAAAUUCUCAUCAAUGUAUGAUGGCACAAGACAAAUCGUUACACGCAUAGAAGAGGAACAUCUUUGGGAAAGUAAACAGUUAGGUGCUCACUCGCCUCAUGUGUUGCUUAACACUCUCAUGUUCUUCAACACAAAACACUUCAAUUUGGCGACUGUUGAUGAGCACAAUCAACUAUCUUUUGCACACAUCAUGAAACACUGGAAAAGAUCUGGAGGUGCUGCAGUUCCAGCUACGAGCAAACAUCAACCUGCAGCAAAUCGAAAUGUUUUAUUAAGAUUCUAUCCGCCGCAAUCCUCUUUGGAUGGCAAUUCUCGGAAGAAGAAAAUGUAUGAACAGAAAGAAAAUGAGGAGAACCCAUUGAGAUGUCCAGUCAAAUUAUAUGAAUUUUACCUAUCCAAAUGCCCAGAAAGUGUGAAGACAAGGAAUGACGUUUUUUACCUGCUGCCAGAAAGGUCUUGUGUUCCUGAUAGUCCUGUCUGGUAUUCAACCAUGGCUUUAGACAAAAAAUCUCUUGUGAAAAUGUUAAAUCGGAUAAAGAUGGUGAAAGAAGUCAAUAUAGCUUUGUUGACAAUGUAAAUUGCUCACCGGGAUGGCGACAAGAAUAUCGUAGGUAUCACAGCAACUAAUUAAGCAAAGUCAUUAACCUUUGUGUUGUCUCUGUAUCGUUAGAUUUAUUCAUGAUGAUCUGCUUUUGUUUAAGUUGUUGUGAUUGAUCUAUCAGUAAAAACAACACCCCGAGAAUCUGAACUGAAAGUUUGGUUUGAAGAAAGCAUAUUGAUGAUGGAGCUGCAGUUAUGCGUUUCUUUUUUGUGGUGCCUCAAAAUGUCCGUUCUCAUUUUAUUUUAUCAAAACAGGACAAACCCAUACCAUUCCUUGAAACUUUUACAGAAUAUCCCUCAAACAAGAAGAAAAAUCAGAAAAGUUUUCAAGAGAUGAUGUGGGGUAUUAUUCCGUUGGAAAAUAAAAAAGGUUAGGAAAUUUUCGCAAACGGAGGUACGCAUCCCUGCAGUUUCCCUGUCGAGUUGUGUCUCAUGAAUUUUUUAAUUUUCCAAAGUCUGCUUAGUUUAUGAUUUUCGAGUAAGUGUCGAAGUUCCCAGCUUUUUUAUAUAAGGAGAAUUUUAUUAUUUUUAUGUUAAAGUCUCGAGGGAAUUUCGAAUAAUACUUUAACUUUGUCGGAGUUAGGUUCUGUUUGUAGAAGAUUUUGUAUCUGGAAAUGAUUUUUGCCCUUGAGGAAUCUCAUCAGUUGCAUGAAAUGAUUACGAUUUUGAGAUCUAAAAAAGUGCAACUAGUAUUCUGAGUUACUUCGAUCACAAAUUUGUAACUUGCAGAGUUGUUUGACUAAUGUUGUUGCUCUUUGGUAGUUGUGAAAAUGAGAGUUACAGUUCUGAUAAAUUUUUUUUGCUUUCUUUUCUGGAAUGUUAAUCAAACCUUCAAUCCUCAUUAUUUCUGAGAAUGUUUUUCAAAUAUUUUUUUUGCUAAGUUCAAUGCCUGACUUAAAAGUAAGCAUAAUCCCUCUCGUAAGUUUCAAAGUUCAUGCCAUAUUUACAAAUAUACAAUACAAAGGGCCCAAUAAAUUGCUGCUAAAGUCUUUUCCUCUAAUUAUUACAUUUAGAAAUUCUUUCAGACUGAUUGUUGUAUUUUGAGGUCAAGAAAAGGAAAAAGCAGCUAAGUAUCAUAGUACGAUUUCCAUUGAAAAAAGGUGUAAAUAAGGAGGCGUAACAUGCAUGUAAUAAUAUUUUGAAAAUGUGCAAUGUAAACUAAAUUUUUUGAUAGUAAAUUUAGAUGAGUUUAGAUAUUAUUUUUUAUUUUUUGACCAUCUACUCAGCAGUGGAAGUAUUUUGAAAUUUUUAACAUUUUUAAGUCGCAGCAGACACAAAGUCAUGAAAAUUAGAUCAGGACUUCGAGUUCUCAACUUUUGAAAUUUACUCGUAACGAGGGAUUCAUUUUUUUUUUUUUUAUCAAACCAAGAGCUGUUCUUAAAGUAUGUACGGCUCUAGAAAGGGAAGUCACGCUGAGCGUUAUGUAAUAGCUGUAGGGGGUACGGUUAUAGUUACAUCAUAAGGGGGAGAGGCAUCACAGUUGGGGAGUAGUAAUUCAAAUUUUCAGCGUUAUGUAUUUCAUGAAUGGCCCUUUGGCAGAAACGAAUUUGUCCUCUCUACCUGCAUUCAACCGACAUUCUGAUCAAUUUUGUUAUAAGUGAUUUUACAAUCCUUUUUCUCUCUUUUUUUGUAGGAGAAAAGGGGCAACGCUAAAUAUUUUGCUAUGGGUCAACUUUUUAAUUACAUCUACUUUUUAAACAUUUUAUUAUUAUUUUACCUAGUUUCAUGGAAUUCCAGACUUUUUUGACCUCUUUAUUUAUUUUGGUCUUUUUCAUCGCUCAGAGUCCCAUCUGUAAAGUUAUUAUCUUAUUAAUCAAAGAAACCUUGUGGAACAUAGUAGACAUCUGUCACAACAAAGAUGUAUUUUGUAUUAAAUCAUUAUGUACUUGCCACAUUUACUGAAAAUAAGCAAUGGUUAUAUUUUGUUCUAAGUUGUCUUUGGUUGUGGUAGUGGGCUUAGUCACUUGCGCAAAAUUUGGGAACCCCUGAAUUAACAAUUGUUGUGCGAUAACUGCAACAUGCCUCUGAGAAUGUUUUUGUUGCUUCUCUUGCAAA
Messenger RNA from Bemisia tabaci, 7595 nucleotides. RefSeq names its product zinc finger protein without children. The record is from RefSeq and is a predicted model, not a curated record. Lineage: Eukaryota; Metazoa; Arthropoda; Insecta; Hemiptera; Aleyrodidae. Gene Ontology annotation, molecular function: zinc ion binding.